UUGACGAGGGAGAGUGCGGUGCCGUCACACGCUCUAGUCGGGACUUUGUAAACAGGUGGAAAGGACGGACUUGUCAUCAUUCCACAAGCUUUCGAAACCAAUGGGAAACAACGGAUUUUGAUAUAGCAGCCCAGACCCCGCCCACGAUGUCUCAAGCAAUCCCAGGAGGCCCCACCCCCCUGCAGGUCACGCCGAAGGACCCGGAGACCUCAAAGGACCCCGAGACCCGCCGUCUGGAGGAGGACAGGGCGCGCACGGCCAACUGGAAGCGCUGGGGGCCUUACCUCAGCGAGCGCCAGUGGGGGACAGUGCGAGAGGACUACUCCGAGGACGGCAACUGCUGGGACUACUUCCCCCAUGACCACGCUCGCUCACGGGCGUACCGCUGGGGCGAGGACGGCAUCGCGGGCGUGUGCGACCGGCGUGGGCGUCUCUGCUACAGCGUCGCGCUCUGGAAGGCGGAUCCCAUUCUCAAAGAACGGCUCUUCGCUUGACGGACCCAGGGAAACCACGGCGAGGAUGUGAAGGAACUCUACUACUACCUGGACUCGACCCCGACGCACUCCUACAUGAAGUUCCUGUACAAGUAUCCCCAGCAGCAGUAUCCUUACCAGCAGCUCGAGGAGGGCAACCGGGAGAGGGGCGUGCUCGAUCCUGAGUUUGAGUUGGAGGAUACGGGCGUGUUGAGUGCAGGAUACUGGGACGUGCAAGUCGACUACGCGAAGGACUCGCCCAACAGCUUAUUGGCGGAAGUGAAGAUAACGAACCAAGGACCUCAAGCUGAUACGUUGCAUGUUCUCCCUACUCUCUGGUACCGCAACACGUGGAUCUGGGGGUGCAGCCAUGAGGGCUGUGGACUGAAACCCAAGAUGAAGCUUCAGUGCGGAUCGGGCAGCGAGCGGGCGAGUGUCGUUCACGCCUGGCACGAAACUCUGGGGGACUACGAAUGGGCGCGACCAGAGCGUUCACAAAGCGGAUAUGCUGUUCACGGAGAACGAGACCAACACAAGAAGCUCUUUAACUCGGACAACUACACCCCGUAUGUGAAAGACGCUUUUCACCGCUACGUAGUUCAGAACGAAAAAGACGCCGUGAACCCCGCCAUGCAAGGAACGAAGUCGAGCGCGCACUACAUCGUCACUCUGGAGCCUGGAAGGUCGACGACUUUGAGGACGAGGUUGUGGCAGAAGGACGAGGCUCCUGAGGGCGACGGCGGGACGAAUCGCUUGUUCGGAGAAGCCUUCGAAGCCAUCAUGGAAAAACGGAGGCAGGAGGCUGACGUCUUUUACAAGAAGGUGUUAAGUCCUCGGCUCUUAGUGGAGGAAACACGGGUGGCGAGGCAGGCCUUAGCUGGGCUACUUUGGACCAAGCAGUUCUACCACUACAUUGUUAAGGAUUGGCUCGGGGGAGACUCGGACCAGCCUCCCCCCCCAGCCUCACGUCACUAUGGCCGCAAUAGCGAGUGGGGUCAUCUAUUUAACCUGGACGUUAUAUCGAUGCCUGACAAGUGGGAGUAUCCUUGGUAUGCUUCAUGGGAUCUCGCCUUCCACUGCGUCGCCCUGGCCUUCGUCGACGCAGACUACGCCAAAGAUCAGCUGAUUCUCUUCCUCAGGGAAUGGUACAUGCAUCCCAAUGGCCAAAUACCUGCCUACGAGUUCGCUCUCGGGGACGUGAACCCGCCCGUGCACGCGUGGGCGGCCAUGAACGUGUACAGAGGGAGUGGGCGGCGAGGUGCGAGAGACACAGCUUUCUUGGCGAGAACCUUCCAGAAGCUGUCCCUUAAUUUUACGUGGUGGGUCAACAGAAAGGACCCCAACGGAAGGAAUCUUUUCGGCGGAGGUUUCCUCGGUCUUGACAACAUAGGAGUCUUUGACAGGUCUCGGCCGCUCCCCGUUGCUGGUCAGUUGGAACAGGCAGACGGCACCGCGUGGAUGGCCUUCUUCUGCGUCACGAUGCUGGACAUGGCCCUCACCCUGGCCGAGAGCGACCCCGUGUACGAAGACAUGGCCUCCAAGUACUUCGAGCACUUCAUCCUCAUCGUCGACGCCAUCAACUGCUCGGGUCAAGGGCGAGGUCUGUGGGACGAGGAGGACGGGUUCUACUACGACUUCAUAAGGAGGGACGACGGCACGUCGAUGCCGCUGAAGGUCCGCUCCCUCGUGGGCCUGACGCCGCUGUUCGCCGUGCUCGUGCUGGUGAGGGAGGAACUGCAGGCGCUGCCGGGUUUCUACAAGAGGUCGCGUUGGCUCAUCAACAACAGGCCAGAUCUCGCCUCAAGGGUGACCUUCAUGAGCGAGGGCGGGUCGCGUAGGAUGCUGCUCGCCGUUCCCACGAAGGAGCAGCUCCUCCGACUCCUUCGAUAUCUGCUGGACGAGGACGAGUUCCUCUCUCCUCACGGCAUCAGGUCACUCUCCAAGGUUCACGAGAAAUCACCUUUCGUCCUGGACAUCGGCGGAGAGAAGCACGAAGUCACGUACGUUUCCGGCGAAUCGAACACCUACCUUUUUGGCGGGAAUUCGAACUGGCGCGGACCCAUCUGGCUGCCCAUGAAUUUCCUCAUUAUUACUUCACUUAAGAGAUACCACUUCUUCUACGGAGACCAGCUGAAGGUAGAGUGUCCCGUCGGCUCAGGGAACUACAUGACACUGGAGGAGGUGGCCGUGUUUCUGGCAAGGCGCCUCGUCACCCUGUUCCUUCCGGGCGGCGACGGCUCUCGGCCUUGCCACGGCGCGAGCAAGGCCUACCGCGACGACCCUGCGUGGAAAGACCUCCUGCUCUUCUACGAGUUCUUCGACGGCGAGACCGGGCGGGGCUGCGGCGCCUCCCACCAGACCGGGUGGACGGCGCUGGUGGCCAACUGCCUCAACAUCACCCUGGGUUACUCCCACGCUGGCUUAGGACGGUAUAACACUGACGAAUAGGCUUUCUCUCCCUUGUUGUAGAGGUGGGGCUUCGUUGAGGGAGAGGGCGCUGGUGUGAUGAAGAUGAUAUGUAUGUGAAUAUGAUAUAAUAAUGAAUACUAAUGAAUAAGGCGUUUGUUUGGUGUAAAAAGAUGUUUUCUUUUGUUCCGUGUUCGCGUUGCUGUAAAUUGUUGAAACGAGCAUUCAGGUUUCAUCUUUUGUAUUUUUUUCUAAUCACAUGAAGCUCUCUUUUUUUGUCUCUGUGAUUCGCUCGUUGAGAGUUGGUGUUGAACAGUUUCUUUAUAAGUGCCAUCUUCCUUCUGCUGCUGCUGUGUUGCGACAUCUGUGGCCCUCUUAAAGAGACAUUUGGUACGAAAGUGUCAGAGUACGUUUGGUAAUAAUAAUAAAAAGUAGAUGCUGUUUUGGGGUUCUGUUGACAAAAGACAUUCGAGAGAUUAUAUAUAUCGUGAUAAUUGACACUGUGAUAAGGAUAAUAGGCAGUUAAAUGGGCUAUCUUUGAAGGUUAAUGAAACUCAUCAUUAUUAAAAUCAUAUUUUAUUUGUUUCAUCUUUUUUGUAAUAUGAAUGCUCGUUUGCAGAUGUAUUAUUGACUUUUAUAUUAUGUCUUUAAAAUAUACCUGGCUUUGAUUAUAUUGAUCAGUUUGUCUGUCCAGAACCUUAUGUAACCAAACAUUUUACACGUCAUGAUCAGGUCUUUCUACAGAUGAUUUUUUUUAUUAUUAUUAUUCGCAUGUCCAACCGUGCAUCAGCUUUUUCAUCAUAAUUACCCAUAUAACUCAGACCAAACGAUUUAUUCACGCCUCAACCAUUACAUUA
This is a messenger RNA of Penaeus vannamei (Pacific white shrimp), 3736 nucleotides long. The record is from RefSeq and is a predicted model, not a curated record. NCBI's taxonomy places the organism in Eukaryota, Metazoa, Arthropoda, Malacostraca, Decapoda, Penaeidae.